AUGGGGCCGAUUGCAGCUCGUUUGAAGACCCGCGCCGAACCCAUGCAGAAGGCCGACAGACCAAGCAGCGCGGAAGCUCAGGAGCAGGAGCAGCCCUGUCCAGAGGGCACUUCAGCAUCGCCCUCAGACGGCAUCAUGGCCAUCUACCAGCAGUUCAGGCACCUGUGGGCGCGCUCGGCUCAGCCUGCGCACAGCAGCAACAGGCGUGGCCGCAGCCACGGCUAUACUCUCCCGAGCCAGCCUGUGCAGCAGCAGCAGCAGCCUUUGCCGCCCGCGGCUGCCAACCUGCAGCACCUAGAGGCCCUGCAGCACCCACUGCCCAUCCUGCUGCCGCUGUUCGGCCUCUCAGCAGCUGCUGCAUGAGGCAAUGUGGCAGUCACAUCAUCACACAGCGCCCCUGGCAAUUUCUGUAUUUCCUAGCGGAGGCCAAGCAGCAAUCUGAGCGCUGCCCAGCAAGACGAAUUUAUUUGCACUGCGGGAUAAGGGUCAGUACAGAGAUUAAGCGCUUCAGAGGUGUCCUGGGGAAAUUAUUUGGCUUUCUUUACCUGAACUUAUAUUCCGAGCAAGUGUUUAGAAACACUGAUGUAUGCAUGCAGCUGGAUUAGAACCUCUUGCUCAAGCAUCUAUUUUGAUUCGGACAUUCCUAGACAUAGACUAAUAUGUUGUGCCCAACAUUGAACUUCCUUGCCCGGCUGAUAUAGCCAGCCUCUGAGGCAGCGGUCAUGGAAUUUGAGACUAGGCUGCUUUGUUAAAGCAGCAGCAGGAGAACACAAGAGCGGGAUCUCAUGAUGUGAUGUCUCUAGAUUAGGUCCGCACUGAGGCAUGUGAGUAUAAGAGUCUGAAUUCAUGAACUGUAGCCAUGUGCAACGAGUUGCAAAUGGCGGGUGCCGCACAAUCAAUACUAGUGUGGCCAGCCUUUGCACUGCAUUGCCACAGCUGAGCUGUCCGCAUAAAGCUACAUAGUACAAGCAAAUCAGACAAACACACAAGUGUAUGGUAUGAGCAAUGUGGUCCGGAUGAAUGUGUAACAACAAAAAUUGCCG
Coccomyxa subellipsoidea C-169 is the source of this 1043-nucleotide messenger RNA. RefSeq lists its product as hypothetical. The record is from RefSeq and is a predicted model, not a curated record. The transcript is spliced from 2 exons. NCBI's taxonomy places the organism in Eukaryota, Viridiplantae, Chlorophyta, Trebouxiophyceae, Coccomyxaceae. Bases 1 to 363 code for a protein of 120 amino acids.